AUGGAACAACCACCUGGCUACAUUGAUCCAGAAUUUCCACAACAUGUGUGCCGUUUGAAACGUGCUCUCUAUAGACUCAAACAAGCCCUCGCUGAUUCAUCUCUCUUUGUCCAUCAUACCAUAGCAGGCACAGUUUAUCUUUUGCUCUAUGUUGACGAUAUGGUGCUUACUACCACCAAUCCUGCUUUGAUCAAGACUCUUAUCACUCGGUUAUCCAAAGAAUUUGCAAUGAAAGAUUUAGGUUCUCUACACUAUUUUCUUAGUGUUGAAGUCCAACAUAACUCUCAAGGCUUAUUUCUUAGCCAAACCAAGUAUGCUCUUGAUUUACUACAACGUGCUGACAUGAUUGAGGCCAAACCCAUUUCUACUCCUUUUGUUGUUGGUCAACAUCUCUCCACUACAGGGAAGCUAUUUUCGGAUCCCACUCUUUUUCGGUCUUUUGCAGGAGCCUUGCAAUAUUUGACCAUCACUCGGUCUGAUCUCUCUUUUAGUGUCAAUUCUAUUUGCCAGUACAUGCAUGCUCCAACUGAAGAUCAUUUUUGA
Messenger RNA from Vitis riparia (riverbank grape), 543 nucleotides. RefSeq lists its product as uncharacterized. The record is from RefSeq and is a predicted model, not a curated record. Lineage: Eukaryota; Viridiplantae; Streptophyta; Magnoliopsida; Vitales; Vitaceae. The transcript is spliced from 2 exons. The coding region runs from base 1 to 543 and encodes 180 amino acids.